Girardinichthys multiradiatus is the source of this 5763-nucleotide messenger RNA. It is a transcript of the gene lamb1b, whose product is annotated as laminin, beta 1b. Gene Ontology annotation, molecular function: integrin binding; extracellular matrix structural constituent. Gene Ontology annotation, cellular component: laminin trimer. Lineage: Eukaryota; Metazoa; Chordata; Actinopteri; Cyprinodontiformes; Goodeidae. Gene Ontology annotation, biological process: basement membrane assembly; cell migration; substrate adhesion-dependent cell spreading. The record is from RefSeq and is a predicted model, not a curated record. The transcript is spliced from 33 exons. Bases 263 to 5593 code for a protein of 1776 amino acids.
AUUAGUAACUCUAAAUUCGUGCCAUUUUGAGAGACUUUCUGACAUAUCCGUAGAUUUUCUAGUGUUUUAUCCACUUCUGCCAGCAGAUGGUGAGCUUGUUUUCCGCACCUCCUUGUGGACUUCUGAUGACAGCGGGGUGGAGUUGUUGGGAUGCGAACUUUUCUCAAGACAACUCCCUUCAUUCUUGCCUUUCACACACUCCUCGGCAGCCUGGAGUAAGACUCAUCAACAUCUUCCAGAAAAACGGGAGCCUCUCUGGGAGAUGUGGGUCAACAUCUUCACUCUAACAGCUUUAGCUCUGUGGUAUCCCGUCAGGGCACAGGAAGCACCGUCUGCAGAUAUGUGCACGGAGGGCAGCUGCUACCCCGCCACGGGUGACCUGUUAAUCGGCCGAGCGCACAAACUCAUCGCCUCCUCCACCUGCGGCCUCCAGCAGCCAGAGCGCUUCUGCAUUGUCGGCCACCUGGAAGAGGAGAAGAAAUGCUUCACAUGUGAUUCGAGGGAGAUGUAUGAUGAGGACAGCAACUCCAUCAGCCAUACCAUUGAGAACGUGGUCACCACCUUUGCCCCCAACCGCCUCAAGACCUGGUGGCAGUCUGAGAAAGGUGUGGAGAAUGUAACUAUUCAGCUGGACCUGGAGGCCGAGUUUCAUUUCACACACCUCAUCAUGACCUUCAAGACGUUUCGUCCUGCUGCCAUGAUGAUUGAGCGUUCCAUGGAUUUUGGGAAUACAUGGCAGGUUUAUCGAUACUUUGCCCACGACUGCGAGUCUGCCUUCCCUGGGAUCACCACCGGACCCAUGCAUAAAGUAGAUGACAUCAUCUGUGACUCCCGCUACUCGGACAUCGAACCAUCCACAGAGGGAGAGGUGAUAUUUCGGGUGCUGGAUCCUGCCUUUAAGAUUGAAGACCCCUAUAGCAUGAGAAUACAGAACAUGCUGAAGAUCACAAACCUCAGAGUAAAGUUCAUCAAGCUCCACACACUGGGUGACAACUUGCUCGACUCCAGCGGGGAGGUGACGGAGAAGUACUACUACGCCCUCUUCGACAUGGUGGUCCGCGGGAACUGCUUCUGCUACGGCCACGCCUCCGAGUGUGCUCCUAUAGACAGAAAACUGGCCGGAGCUGAAGGCAUGGUUCAUGGCCGCUGCGUUUGCAACCACAACACUGAGGGACUGAACUGUGAGCGCUGUCAAGACUUUUACCAUGACCUGCCUUGGAGACCUGCAGAGGGGCGAAACACCCACUCCUGCAAAAGGUGCGAGUGCAAUCAGCACUCCACAUCAUGUCACUUCGACCUCGCCGUGUACAUUUCAACUGGUAAUGUCAGUGGAGGCGUGUGUGAGGACUGUCAGCACAACACAGUGGGCCGACAGUGUGAGCAGUGUGCACCUCUCUUCUACCAGCACCCCAACAGAGACCUGAGAAACUCUAACAUCUGUGAACCAUGUAACUGUGACCCGGAGGGAUCUCUGCGGGGUGGAUUGUGUGACUCGCGGACCGAUGUGGCUGCUGGGCUGAUCUCAGGUCAGUGCAGGUGCAAACUGAACGUGGAGGGGGAGCGUUGUGACCACUGCAGACAGGGACACUAUGGACUGGGACAAGGCCCAGAUGGGUGCCUGCCUUGUACCUGCAACGCACUGGGAACAAUGCCAGGAGGACACCCCUGUGAUUCAGGCACAGGACGAUGCUUCUGCAAAAGACUUGUCACCGGUCAAAACUGUAAUGAGUGCUUGCCAGAGCACUGGGGUCUGUCAAAUGACAUGGACGGUUGCAGACCAUGUGACUGUGACCAGGGAGGAGCGGUGAACAACAACUGUGAUCCCCACUCAGGGCAGUGUGUGUGCCGGGAGCACAUGUUUGGACGCCGCUGUGAUCAGGUGGAAUCCGGAUUCUACUUCAUUGCUUUGGAUCACUACACGUAUGAAGCCGAGGAGGCCCAACAUGGACCAGGAGUCACAUUCCUUGCGAGGGCCUAUCCUCAGGACCGAAGCCCCACAUGGACCGGAAUGGGCUUUGCUCAUGUCCCUGAAGGAGGGUAUAUAGAGUUCAAUGUCAACAACAUACCUGAGUCAAUGGAUUAUGACAUUCUUAUUCGCUACGAGCCACAGCUGCCGAAGCAGUGGGAGCAGGUGACCUUUCGAGUGGAGCGCCCCGUCUUCAACCCUCCAAGCUACAUUGCUCACUGCAGCGACUCCAUCCAGAGUGGAGAUGAGCAGUCGAUCUCUCUCCCACCUGGAUCCAGGCACGUGCUGCUAGUGAGUCCGGUGUGUUUAGAGAAAGGGCUAAACUACACGAUCCAUCUGACUUUCCCGCUGUACUCAUCGGACAGCUACAUCCAGAAUCCACACACGCUCAUUGACUCUCUGGUGUUGAUGCCCCGGGUCAGAGAGAUGGAAAUGUUUCAUGGGACAGAUGGUACGGAAGCGUGGGAUACGUUCCAGCGCUACAGAUGUUUGGAAAGCAGCCGGAGCGUCAUCAAAAGCCCGAUGACGGACAUCUGCAAUGACUACAUCUUCAGCGUCUCUGCCCUGCUGCACAAAGGAGCCAUGACUUGCCACUGCGAUCCUCAGGGUUCUAUCAGCACUGUGUGCGAACCAAGCGGUGGUCAGUGUCGAUGUCGACCCAACGUGGUUGGUAGAAACUGUGACCACUGUGCUCCGGCUACAUUCCUGUUCACUCCUGCUGGCUGCAGAUCUUGUGACUGCGACCCCCUGGGCUCUGUCACUCCUUUCUGUCACGAAUCAACCGGUCAGUGUGAGUGCGUAGCUGGAGCCACCGGACGCCAGUGUUCCCACUGCUUGCCAGGUUAUUGGGGGUUCCCUCAGUGCCGACCGUGCCAAUGUAACGGCCACAGCAAGUAUUGUCACCCUCAGAGUGGAGAGUGUCAGGGUUGCAGAGACUUCACCACCGGACAUCACUGUGAGAGGUGUAUAAAUGGUUACCAUGGUGACCCAGAGCUAGGAUCAGGGGGCCACUGUCGUCGCUGCAUGUGUCCAGACGGGCCUCGCAGUGGUCGGCAGUUUGCGGACAGCUGUUACCUUUUAACCAAUCAGCUGGUGUGUGUGUGCAGCCAUGGCUACAAAGGAACCAGGUGUGAUGAGUGCGCCCCAGGUUAUUAUGGAAACCCUCUCAUUCCCGGAGGCCGCUGCACGCCCUGUGAUUGUAACAACAACAUCGACAUGCACAACCCGGGAUCCUGCGACGUCCGCACCGGCGCCUGUCUCAAAUGUCUGUAUCACACGGAGGGCCACUCAUGCCAGCACUGCAAACCGGGAUAUUACGGCAAUGCCGCAACACAGAGCUGCCGGAAGUGCAUGUGUAACUCGAUGGGGUCGGCACCUUACGUCUGUUCAUCCCGUGAUGACUGCCAGUGUGACCAGCGUAGCGGUCAGUGUCCCUGCCAGCCGAAUGUGGUCGGACAGAACUGUGACCAGUGCGCUCCCAAUACAUGGAACAUCGCCGGUGGGACGGGCUGCCAACACUGUGACUGCGACCCUGUCCACUCUGUCAGAUCCUCCUGUGAUGAGGUUACGGGUCAGUGUGUGUGCAAACCAGGUUUCGGUGGCAGGACGUGUCGAGAAUGCAAAGAGCUGUUCUGGGGAGAUCCAGAGGUCAAAUGCCACGCUUGUGACUGCGACUCCCGGGGAAUAUCCAGCGAGCAGUGCCAUCGAGCCACAGGGCAGUGUACCUGCUUAGAUCGUUUCUCAGGUCCUCGCUGUGACCAAUGUGCCAGGGGAUACAAGGGAGAGUUCCCUACCUGUGAACCCUGCCACCAGUGCUUCUCCAUCUGGGACACUGUCGUUGGCGAGCUGACCAAUCAGACUCGUCGUCUGGAGGCCCAAGUUACUGAGCUGCUAACCACCGGAGUGACGGCGCCAUACAAAGAACUGGUCAGCAGUUUGGAGAGAAACGCCAGGGCUGUCAGGGAGAUUGUGGAAAACAAGACUGCUGCAGAGAACCUGGAAAAUGUCCGAGACCUGAUGCAUCAGAUUACUGGACUGAUGUCGUUCCUCAAUGGAAAACUGAAUAUGACCAAGGAGAACUUGAUCACUGCCUAUAAGAACAAUAACACCACAGAAACCAGCUUAGAUGCACUGACUGAUGAGGCCAGCAAGCUGGAGCAGUACAUCCAAGAGCUCAGACAGCAGGUGCACAACAUCAAAAACUCCAACAUCCAAGGAGCCAUGAGCACAAUUUCUGUUGCAUAUAUUGAGUCCCAAAAUGCAGAGAAACGCUCCAAGGAAGCAACCAGUGUUCCUGGCAACACUGUGGAGGAGUCAGCUGCAUUACGGAAAGCCACUGAGGACAAACUGAGCAGCAGUCAGAAGGAGUUUGACCGGAAACACCAGAGAAACGCUCAGAAGCUGGACAAACUGGCCGAAGAGUUGGAGAAGUUUGACUUGUCCCCGCUUAGUGAGAAGAUGUGUGGCAGUUCAGCUGAAGGGGAAAGCUGCUCUUCCUGCGGUGGAUUAGGUUGUGUCAGGGAAAACGGAGCACCUCACUGUGGAGGAGAGGAUUGCAGUGGUUUUGUCACAACUUCCCAAACUGCCCUGAAAACCUCCCAGAACCUGGACCAGGAGAUCCAGCAGGCUAUGGAGGAAGUGGACAAGCUCUCCAGGAUGGUGUGGGAAGCAAACAUUCGUGCAAAGGAGGCCAAGGCUAAGGCUAUGGAGGUGCUGAUCUCAUCCAAUCGUAGCAAAGAGGCAGUAGAACAGAACAACAAGCAGCUCCGUGACCUCAUCAAAGAGAUACGAGAUCUUCUGAACAAUGAGAAGGCAGAUGCUUCUGUGAUCGAGGCAGUGGCCAAUGAGGUGCUGGCUCUGGAGAUGCCAACAUCGGCAGAGAAACUGCAGGAGCUGACCAAUGAGAUCCGGGAGAAGGUCGGCACUCUGACCAGUGUGGAGGAGAUCCUCAGUCAGAGCGCUGAGGACAUCCAGAGUGCAGAGUCUCUCCUACGUCAGGCCAAAUCAGCAAGUGAGAAGGCAUCACAUAUGAAGGAGGCCGCAGACACAGUGAAGACAGUCCUGGAAGAGACUGAGCGUACUCAGAGCAUCACCGCGGACGCCAUCCAGCUGGCUCGGAACAACACAAAAGAAACCGUAGAGUUGCUUAACUCUGUCGAGUCAGAGACGGCACAAUCAGAGCUGAAGCUCAGCAAUGCCACCAGUCGUCUGUUGGAGCUGGAGCAGGAACUGGGCCUGCUGAGGCAGAACAACCUCGAGAUGAACCAGAAGGUGGAAACGGCCGAGCGGGUCUCUGAGCGGGCCAAACAGAUUGCAGAGGAGGCUCAGAAGGAGUUUGACGAGGACCUAAAAGAUAAAUUGGAGGUGGUGGAGGACCAAGUGGAGGAUAAAGGAGAGUCAGUGCUGCAAGCGAGGAGGAAAGCAGACGAUCUGCAGCGAGAAGCCAAGGAGCUGAUCGCACAGAGCAGCAGCAAGCUGCAGAGACUCAAAGAGCUGGAGAACUCCUACGAGACCAACCAGCAGCUCCUGAAGGAGAAAGCUGAGGCGCUGGCCGUGUUGGAGCAAACAGCCAAGCGCAUCCUGGAGGAGAUCAGCCACAAAGUGUCGCUAUACAGCAGCUGUCAGUGAUCAAAUCACCACCAGCAGAGAAACCUUGAGCCAUGUCUCCUGUGUUUUAACCACAGAAACCUUAAAGUUGCCAAAAACCAUAAAAGUGUUGAAAUAAGAACUCCCAAAUGAAACCCCAACGGUGCUUUAUAUACAGAAACAAUAAAGUUUGAAUAAGGGAAAUCAUAAAA